GUUAGGCAUGCGGAAGUUCAGCUUUCUUUGUGUAUUCCGUUUUAUGGUUGUUUUAAUUUGGCAAAAAGCUCUUGCAUUUUUUAUUUAUACGCAUUUACUGGAUACCUUUCCGGUCGUGGAUUAUGUAUUACUGGAUCUCUGUCAGGGAGGUCAAAAUCAGUGCAGGGGAUGGACGAGCAGAAAUGCAACUGCGACGAGAAUGACUCUGAACCAACAUCUGAUGAAAAUGCCCCUGAAAAGCAAUGUGUCCUCCCUGAAGAGGAGUCUAAAGCACUUCCGGCUAUGGACGGAUCAACCCCCCGCUGCACAUCUCUACGAGCUUGUGCACUCUGCAACUGCGUAGAGCGCAGUCUGCAUGGACAGCGGGAACUGAGACACUUUGGGACGUCUACAGACAAACCAACCCUCAAGCCAUCAGCCUCCUCACUGCCACAGCCCGGGAAUGAUGACCUGUCUUCCAUAGGAUUUUCUGAAUCCUCAUGUCUAGCAGCACUCUUGGAUGAUUCGGGGGGUUGCUGGGUUCAUCAUUGGUGUGCUGUAUGGUCAGAGGGAGUCAAGCAGAUGGAAAACGAAAAACUGGAGAAUGUGGAGAAGGCUGUUAUCUCAGGGACACAGCGGCUAUGCGACUAUUGCAAAAAGCUAGGUGCAACCAUUCGAUGCCAUGCUGAGGGCUGCUCACGGUUUUAUCACUUCCCUUGUUCUGCUGCAAGUGGAUCCUUCCAGUCUAUGAAACACUUGGCUCUUCUCUGUCCACAGCAUAUAGACAAGGCUGAGGAGUUGGCAGGUGAGGAGUCUUGGUGUGCAGUGUGCGACUCAGCCGGGGAGCUCACAGACUUGUUGUUCUGUACCAGUUGUGGUUUACAUUACCAUGCUGCUUGUUUGGAAAUUGGAGCAACACCCAUUCAACGGGCAGGCUGGCAAUGUCCAGAAUGUAAAGUGUGCCAGACUUGCAGGCAACCUGGAGAAGACUCCAAAAUGUUGGUCUGUGAUGCCUGUGAUAAGGGCUACCACACAUUUUGUCUUCAGCCAGCUAUGGAUUCGCUUCCCUCUGAUCCAUGGAAAUGCAGACGGUGUCGCAUUUGCUCUGAGUGUGGGGUUCGAGGAAUAGCACUCCCAGGCUCUGCUCAAUGGUUUGACAACUAUGCCAUUUGUGAUGACUGUCAGCGGGAUCGCACUGCAGUGUGUUGUGUGUGCAGUACAACUGUAAACCCUUCUGCUCAAUGCUGCUGCUCUCUGUGCCACAGAUGGGUACACAGAGCAUGCACCUCACAACCAAAUCGGCUAGAAACAAAGUAUAUCUGCCUGCUUUGUAAAGAAACUCAUCAACACACAACAGAUCAAAGUGGAGAAGUGUGUGAGGAGGUUAUGGAAAAAGGAGCCAACUGCGAAGAAAAAACGCCGGAUCACACUAAAACCUCAGAGAUUGAUCAAACUGAAACACUGAUAGAGCUGGGUACGAAUUCAUGUGUGGAAAUAUCAGAUGUUGGGGAGAAAUCAGUGGAGGAGUCAUCCCAGAUUGAAGGGUUCAUUUCAGAUAAUCAUACAAAUGUAAUUAAUACCACAAAACAGGGCAGUUCUUGUCUGGAGUCUAAUGAAAGAAGACCAUCACAAGAUUUCAGCCAGCACACAGGUUCAGAAGGCAAAGAGGACUCAGACCCAACAUCGAACACAGACCCUGAAAACAUGGAAGUGGAUUAUACAGACAGCACUGUAGUGCCACAACCUGUGAAUAUAUUUCCUCUAAAACAGUCAGAACUUGGCAUGAUCUUGGCUGAUCUGCAGGACAUUUCAACAGAUGAAAAAGAUGAAGACUCUGAGUCACGACUGCUGCCUCACUCCGAGGAUGAGGAUGAAGAUGAGGAGACCAUCAAGCAGGAUUUAGCUUUGGUCAAACCUGAGCUGCUGCUGGACGAGAUGUCCAACAUGAGCCAUGGUGAUGAGAGCAGUAGUGGUUUUCUGGGUUCACCAGGGGAACCAGACCUCAUGCCCCGCUCAGAUAACCUGACCGAGACUGAUGACUCGCUCCCCUUUGAACCAACGAGAAGUGAGAGAGAAAAGGCAAAACGUAGAGGCUCACCAGGACGCUCAAGGAUCAAACAGGGGCGUAGUAAUAGUUUUCCUGGAAGACGUCGCCCUCGUGGGGGCGGAUCAGGCAGGGGACGUGGAGGAAGGUCGCGCCUUAAAGCAAUGGCCUCUUGCAUAGAUGCAUUUUUGCUAAGCAUGACUGCAGACACAGGACUAAGUAAGGAGGAAGAUGAUGAGGAAGAUGAUAGCAUGCAGAAUACAGUGGUUUUGUUUUCCAACACUGAUAAAUUUGUCCUGCUUCAGGAUAUGUGCGUUGUAUGUGGCAGUUUUGGAAAAGGUAUUGAAGGACAACUUCUGGCAUGUGCACAGUGCUCUCAGUGUUAUCAUCCAUAUUGUGUAAACAGUAAAAUCACAAAGACAAUGCUUCGUAAGGGUUGGCGUUGUUUGGAAUGCAUUGUAUGCGAGAUGUGUGGAAAGGCCUCAGACCCUUCCCGGCUGCUGCUCUGUGACGAUUGUGAUGUUAGCUAUCACACCUACUGCCUGGACCCCCCUCUGCACACAGUACCCAAAGGAGGCUGGAAGUGCAAAUGGUGCGUUUGCUGUGUGCAGUGUGGUGCCAACUCACCAGGUUUUCAUUGCGAGUGGCAGAAUAACUACAACCACUGUGGCCCCUGUGCUAGCCUUGUUACCUGUCCAGUAUGCAAAGAAAAUUUUAUGGAGGAGGAGCUACUGCUGCAAUGCCAGUACUGUGACCGAUGGGUGCAUGCUGUCUGUGAGAGUCUGUACACAGAGGAUGAGGUGGAGCAGGCCUCAGAUGAGGGUUUUGCCUGCACAUCUUGCUCUCCAUAUGUACCUAAACCUGUGGUGGAAUCUGCUAUUAUGGCUUCAAUAAAACUGAAAGAGCCAGAACCACAGUUCUACAGGCUGGAGGGUGUGUGGCUGACUGAGUCAGGCAUGUCCCUGCUUCGUAGCAUGUCUAUGUCUCCCCUUCACAAGAGACGCCAAAGGCGGUCCCGUCUCGGCACUUUGUCCUGUGAUGGAGGUGUAGAUGGAUUAGAUUUGAAGGAGGGAGAUGGCGAUGGAGAUGAUGGGAAAACUUGUGGGGAGCCCAUGGACUGUGACUCUAAGCUGGAGAAUCCUGGAAGCCCUGACAGGGAAGGGACUGUUGAUGUUGGUCCUGAUGGUAUUGCCGAAUGUGAUGCUAUGAAAGGAGCUGAAGAGAUGGAGGAUGGCAAGAAAAGAAAGCGUAAACCCUAUAGGCCUGGCAUUGGAGGUUUUAUGGUGAGACAGAGGAAGUGUCACACACGAUUAAAAAAGGAAUUCUUUGCGCAAUUGGCUGGAGAAACCACUUUAGAUGGACAACCAAUAGAAAGGACCAUUGAAGAGGGACCUCACCCGGACACAGACAACAUCAUGGAUCCUAAACCAGCAGAUGGAGAAGAACAGGCCAAAAAACGCAGAGGUCGAAAGAAAAGUAAAUUGGAGGAUAUGUUUCCAGCUUAUCUUCAGGAGGCUUUCUUUGGCAAGACACUGAUUGACUUGAGUAAAAAAGUUGUGAUGACCCCUCCUGGACCACGACCAUGUCUUGCUCGACCUCCAGCUUUACCAGAGCCUGGUUUUAAAACUGCUGCCCUAGAAAAUGAGACAAAGGACUGCAUAAUCAACAACCAUCCCAUUAAGCAGGAAGGGAGUGUCCCUCAGGCUCAGGGAGAAGGUGCACCUGUCCCCUCAUCAUCCUUGAAAGAACAGAUGUCAUCUCAUUCUCAAAUUUUAGCUGCAGAGAAAAAUAAAAGUCUUCCUCAAGGGGUAGAGAAUCAGGACUCAGAACAGUUCUUCAAAAAGGUUCUGGGAGUGUCGGAGAGCUCCUCAUUGGGCAAUAUGAAGCCUAUUUUGGAGGGCAAUAAGGGAGAACUCACUCAUACUUCUAUAUCAGAGAGAGCUCCCCUCUCAGGGUCUCUGCCCUCAACUGGAAUGGUAGAAGCUUUUCCUGCUUUGUCUCAGUCACCUUUUUUUGACAUGCGUGACCGUGGUGGACUAUUCAGUCCAGAUGGUGGAGAUGAAAGUCCAUGGGCUACUCCCUCUACACCAGCAACACCCUCCUCACCCCCCACUCCCACAGAAGCAGAGGGAGACGGCUUGUCCUACAACCAGCGCAGUCUGCAGCGCUGGGAGAAAGACGAGGAACUAGGGGAACUUUCCACCAUUUCUCCUGUCCUUUAUGCCAAUACCAACUUUCCUACUCUUAAACAAGACUACCCAGACUGGGCAAGUCGCUGUAAGCAGAUCAUGAAAAUUUGGAGGAAAGUGUCUGCUGCUGACAAAGUACCAUACUUGCAAAAGGCCAAAGAUAAUAGAGCUGCUCAGAGGAUCAACAAGGCACAGAAGCAGGCAGAGAUUCAAGUGUGUAGGCCUGUAAAUGCAGAGCCCGGUCAGGUGAAGGGGGAACGGCCCAGCUUACACCUGCAUAUUCCUCCACCUUCUGGCUCCACGUCUGUUUCCUCCCAACCCAGCUCUGCAGGAAGCCCUUUUCCUUUUCCCCCAGGCUCGGGUUCAUCCUCUGUCUUUUUCUCGGAUGGACCUGUUAAAACUCCAGGAUCAGCUGAAAUCCGGACAGAUCCCCUCUCCAGGCUUCCUUUACAGUCAUCCCAUUCUUAUACUCACUCAUCUACACAAUUUUCUCAUUCAGGGGCAAGUCCAUUACAUGCCCCCUCCUCAGGUUUUUCCUCUUCCGGCCCACUGGGUACUCCUCAGGGACGGCCAGCCAGUCUCGGCCCCUUUGACAUGCAACCAGGAACACCUGGAACCCCAAGACGGGCUCAGCAGGUUGACCCUUAUUUUAGAUCACAGUUGCAGCAGCAACAUGUUCUUCUUUCACAAUCCCAGCAUGGUUCUCAGGAGUCUUUAGGACCUCCACAAAGUCCUCAUUCACGAGGUCCUGCAUGUGGAGAGUCUUCUGUCUUCUCUCCAACUCACAAUUCUCAUUAUGGGGAUCCAUUCAGGAUUCAGCAAGGGACGGGGAGAACUGAAUUUCAUUCCUCACCAUCUCCCUCUGCUUUGGUUUCGUCACCUGCAAGCACAGGACAGUACAGGGCUGAUUUGAGUGCUGCUUCCCCCCGUCCCUCCUCUGUAAGACAAGACCCAACAGGCAUGCUCGAGUCUGCUGGUAAUUUAUUUAAGGCUCCAAUGACUCCUCGAAUGCACCAAGGUGAUGGCGGUGCCCCUCAGCCCGGAGCAUCUCCAAACCAUCCCUCUGAAGGUUACAGGCAGUCCUCUUCAAAUACUUACACCGAAGGACAUGGCCAAUCUCCACUCACUCCAAGACCUCAAUCUGGAGACAGCCCUCUGGCCCAGAGAAACACAGGUCAGCUUGACCCAUGCUCCAGAGUGCUCUCCAGCCCUCAUUCCCAAGGAAGCUCCCAGUCUCCUCACACUCCUGGUGCUCUCUCAAAUGAGGCUGUUCACUCGCCAGCUCCUCCUCGGUUUCAAUCUCCAGACCCAGGCUCUCAGCCGCCAUCUAGGCCUCAAUCUAGAGAUCCAUUUUCUAAUGUACACAAGCCUCGUUCAUCACCAUCUGAGGGAAAUGUGGGAUACAAAGGGUCCCCUCAUCCUAAUCAACCUCUUCCUUCCCAUCAAGGCAACAAUUCUCAAGUAGAUUCUCUAUGUGGUAAACCAUCAAUGACUCCUUACAGUGGUAGUCCCAACAAUUCAGGACAUUCAUUACCCCCACAGCACACUCAAAUGAAUCAGGGACAGCUUCAUCAGCCCCAUCCACACCCUGCCUCUGCCUGCCAAGAAGGUCUCACUGUGCGACCAGCUGAUGCAUCUCCUCAGACUCCUUUGUCAGGUUCCCAAGACAGCUCCCAAGAAGACCCUGCUUUGAUUGGUUUAAGCCCAUCUGAAGUAGAGAAGCAUAAACAGCGUCAGAAACUGCGUGAGUUUCUAAUUCGACAGCAGAUCCAGAAAAAAGAGGCAGCUGCUGCUGCAUCCGGCAGUACAUCACCUGGUUGGUCUGGAGGCGAAUCACCUGCUUUUCAGCAGGAACGUGUCAGCAGAGCACCACCCCCAUAUCCACAGGAUCGUGUCAGUGCUGUGACUGCUGUUGUUGUAACACAACAAGUUUCCAAGACUCCCAGCAUUACUCCCAGUGGUCCUCAACAAAUGGGAAACCUACCAGUCAUAGAUCCCUGCACAGUACGGCUGUCCGGACCCAAUAAACCUCCAGGGAUCUUUGCUCGUCCACCUAUACCUCCUCAGUGGCAGACUCAGGGUCCAGCUCCACAGAGGGUUUUGCAGCCAGGAAUGGAAACAAUGAGCAUAAGGCAUAAUCUCAACCAGGCAGUUAACAUGCAGGAUAUCAACAACCCCCUCAAUACAAUGCAAGGAGAAAGCAUGCAGACUCUGAGUCACGCACCUCCACCACAGUUUAUUGAACUAAGACACAAUUCUCAAAGGCUGCCUAUGAGGCCCCAUUUUAUGCCACGUGGACCGCAGCCUAGACCACGUCUUUUUGUUCCCCACCAGGAGAUGAUUUCACCAUAUGUGCAACAACAUCCCAUAGCUCAAAACAGUACUGUUCCAUCAGAGAAAUCCCAGUUAGCGUUACAGCAAGGUGGACUAUCGGUUUUAAUGCCUCAGCAGAUGGCAAGAACAGUAACGGGUUCUUCACCUGUCAAUCCCCUUCCCCAGCAGAGUUUAGUCGCUCAGUCUGCCAAUAAUCACAGUGAGGAUCUACCAGAGGCAGACCUGGAAGGGCUGGGAGAUACUGGAGGUGACGCUGGGGUUGAGGAUGAAGAUGAUCUCGCUCUGGACCUGGAUCCUGACAAAGGGGAUGAUGCUUUGGGCAAUCUGGAUAACCUCGAAGCCAAUGAUCCACAUCUUGAUGACUUGCUAAACAGUGAUGAAUUUGAUCUUUUGGCUUACACAGAUCCAGAGUUGGACCAAGGAGACCCAAAGGAUGUCUUCUCUGACCAGUUGCGGCUGGUUGAAGCUGAAAGUGAGACACCUUCUUCUGGGCCUGUGCGUGUAAAAGUAGAAGACAAGUCACACAGGUCAAAGACCUCUUCAACGACUGAGGGUAGCACUAGCCAGACGUCAUUGUCUGCUCCAAACACAAAUGCAGCCCAAGUGAAAGUUGAAGAUGGAGGUCUGGACACUCAGCAGCAGCUCUCUGGUCAGGCUACUGUGAAAACAGAAAUGGGUGAUCUUCUUAGAGCAAGCAAGUCCCAUUCAGAAAACCAGCAAACCCCCCUAAGCUCUGUUCGAUUAGGGGGCCUUUCAUACCCCCUCCCAGGCCCGAGUGACCAUCUGACAUUCUCAGAAGCUCCACAUACAGAUAUUAGUGAUGAUCCAUUGGGACUGCCCGAUGUAGGUGGACAGUCUCCUGCUGUGGAUUUGGCAAAGGUUGAGAGUUCUUUAGAUGGUGAGCUGCCAUUAUUAAUACAAGAUCUUUUGGAGCAUGAGAAAAAAGAACAACAAAAACAACAGCAGCAGCAACAGCUUGGUAGCCUCCAUCAGGGGGGUCCUCCAUACAGUUUGCAGGGUCAGCCAAACCCACAGAUGUCCGCUCAGAUGAUAUUGCCACAUCACCGUUCACCUGCUCAAGGGAUGAUGUCUCAACAGGGAAUAGUUCCACGAGUGCCAAAUCUUAUGCAGCAAAGGCCCAUGGGUCCUGGAAUGGCAAAUCAACCUCAUAUAAAUAUGUCCCAGCAGCAAGCAAUGAUGCGGAUGGGGCAGCCUGGAGCAAUACCUUCACAGUCGGGAGUGAAACGGCCUCCUCUGACCAACAAUCUCUUUCCAGAUAAAGAUUUGGACAAAUUUGUAACAGAUGACAUCAUGGACCCUAUUGCUAAAGCAAAAAUAAUGGCUCUUCAAGGAAUCAAAAGGGUUCUCACAGACCCAAUGGUUGUUCCUCCUGGGAUUAACAGGCAACAAGUUUCUUUGCUUGCGCAAAGACUGGCUACUACUCCCAGCACAGAUCCAGCACAUAUUACAUCAGGACCACUAAAGGAAGGGGAACCAAGUGACUCAACUCAGUCAAGGCCUAACCCUCCACAAUUUGUCCAAGGAAUUAUCAAUGAUGCAGAGCAACAUCAAUAUGAGGAAUGGCUGCUGCACACACAGCAGUUACUACAAAUGCAGUUGAAAUUUUUGGAGGAGCAGAUUGGGGUCCACCGCAAAUCUCGAAAGGCGCUCUGUGCAAAGCAGCGUACAGCAAAAAAGGCUGGCAGGGAGUUUGCUGAAGCAGAUGCAGAAAAGUUGAAGUUGGUCACAGAAGAACAAAGUAAAAUUCAAAAACAGCUUGACCAGGUACGGAAACAGCAGAAGGAACAUACAAAUCUUAUUGCGGAGUAUAGAAGCAAACAGCAGCAGCAUCAGCAAGGUUCAGGACUUCUUCCACCUGCACAUCCUCCACCAGGUCACCCUCCACAAGGCCCUCCACCCCACAUGUUUCCCACAAUGCCUGGUCAAAUGAUUAUGGGUCAACAGGGAGGACAUGUGAUGGGGCAACAUGGUGGCAUGUCUGUCCGGAUGCCACAGGGGCAGCCCUUCAUGGGAGGACCCCCACAGCCUCAACUUCCUGGUGGAGCUAGGUCCACGGGACCUUCUGGUGCCCCAGCUGGAUUUUUUCCUAUGGGACCUGGAAUUCAAGGGGCAGACCCAAGAAUGAUCCAAGAAAGACAACUUCAGCACAGAAUGCAGAUGGCAAAGCUUCAGCAGCAACAGCAGAUGAUGUUGGCGCACUCUGCUCAGACUGGCGUGCCGCCCCAGACACAACUAGGUAUGAUGGGGAACCCGCAUAUUGCACAGCAACAGCCAAACCUACAACAAAUUGUGGUGAAUCAGGCCAAUCAUCAAAUAAGCAGUGGUCAACCUAUCUCCCAGACUUCACAAGCCUCUUUAGGAGGACAUACUCACUCUGUAAUAAUGGCUAAUCAACCAGGUGCACAACAGCAAAGGCAACAGAUAGUGAUGGGGCAGCAGGGACCAAGUAAUCCCUGUUUUAGGAGUCCUCAAACUCCACAACAGCAAAACAGUCUGUCUCAACACAUGGUGGUCUCUCAACAGCAGCAAACAGUUCAAAAAACAACCCAACUCUCCAGUCAGCCAGGUCCAGAGCAAGGAGCAAAAUCUCAGCCCUCCACUCCACAAAUGGACUCCUCUCCUUCAGCGGGAAGUGCCACGCCUCAACCACAGUCUGGUGUAGAAACCUCCAAAUCUCCUCUACAGCAGAGUGGGCCCUCUACACCAAACCCAUCAUCACAAAUCAGUGUCUCAGCAGAUGAUCAGAGUGACUUGGGAAGUCCAAAAAAUCCACAGCAUCAAAACCAAAUCAAGAGUUCACUACAGGCAAAUCAAUCUACAGAACGGCAAAUUACAAAUGAAAAUCAUCAGUCUGCAAAUCAACAACAGCAACCUAUUCUUCAGCAGCAAGUAUCAACCAUGGCAGAGAAGCCUGAAUGUACUGCAGUAAAACAGGAAGGGCCUCAGGCAAAUCUGUGUGUUCAACAGCAGCAUCAAAAUGUGCCUCAGCAUUCACAGGACCAAAACAUCCCACAGCAGAGCUUUAUUCAGACUUCACUUGGUCAGCAGGCUUCAGUUGGUCUAAACCCGCAGCACCAAGCUUUGUUAGCUCACCACCAGAAACAACAGGCCAUGAUGGGCAUAAUAAGGGGACCGCAGCAGGGUAUGAUGGCACCAAGGCCUGGCUUUCAAGCUCCACAUAUUCGUCAGCAGAUAAACAUCCAGGCAAUCGUUGCCCAGAAUCCACAGCUGCGCAACCUCCCUCCUAACCAACAAAUACAACACAUACAGGCCAUGAUAGCUCAGAGGCACUUGCAACAGGGUCAGAUGAUGCGAAUGGCAAUAAGCUCAGGCCAACAAGGGCCCUUAAGGCCCCACAUGCCUCAUAUGCCCCCAGGCCAGGUCCCACAGAUGAGACAGCCCAUGGGAACGCAAACUGCAGUCACUCCACAAAUGCAGCAGGGCUUAAUUCCCCAUGGGCCACAGUCUCCUCAGGUCGGGGAGAUGAUGCAUCAACAGAUGAUGAGGGGGCAGGUUUCAAUGCCGUGUACCCCAAUGGAUCCGAGCCGCAUGUUAAGACCAGCUUCUCCACAAGUGGAUCAACAACGACAUCUUCUCAUGGGCAUGCGCCCUCCUACUCCAAAUCAACUGGCUACAGCAGCCAGCCGGGUUCAAGGGUCACCCUCUCAUGCCUUUUCACCCCGAGCUUCGUUUGGCAUGAGCCCAGCACAUUCAGCUUCACCUCAUGCAUCAAAUGUGUCCUCACCAAGAACUGACUGUCAGGCUGGAAUGGGCAGUCCAUAUCAUGUUAAAGCUUCCCCACUCAGAUCUCCUGGAGAAAAGAGUCAACUAGAUUGUCCUGGACUAAAGGUUGAGACCCAGCCAUCAGGCAGCGAAAGCUCCCAAACUACUGCCUGUAUUCCCAAUGGCCCACAGAAAUAUGUUAAUAUGCCCCAACAACCUCGUCAUCUUCAGGAGAGCCCCUCUGCUCAACUCCACCAAGGAGCAGGAGGAAUGUGUGAGAAAACACUUCAUAACAUAAAGCAGGAGCCCGGGGAAGUGCUAUGUAAUGUGCAGCCAGACCCU
Molecule: messenger RNA, 10632 nt
Organism: Boleophthalmus pectinirostris (great blue-spotted mudskipper)
Lineage: Eukaryota; Metazoa; Chordata; Actinopteri; Gobiiformes; Gobiidae
Gene: kmt2d
Product: lysine (K)-specific methyltransferase 2D
Exons: 40
Biological process (GO): nervous system development
Cellular component (GO): nBAF complex
Source: RefSeq, a predicted model, not a curated record